UAUGGCAAACCUACCCAUCCAUUUAAGGGCAAAAACCCCAAACAAAAGAGGAGCGUGUGAUCCACUCGCUUCACAGGAGGGUGAGCCUUUGGUUCUCGAAGCCUCUCAGAAACUAAACCACGACAACUCGUGACUAAACCAUGGUUAGAACUUAGAAAGUAGAAAGUAGAAACCCCUGAAUUUCUCUCUCUCUCUCUCUCUCUCUUCUGUCUCAUUUGUGUCACUGCUAGACACUGCUUUCUUCUGCAUUGCUUCUCUGCAAUUCUUUCGCCGCUUUCUGCGUCCCCUUUGCUUCUGAAAAUUUGGGUUUUUCUCUUUCUUUGAGCUCAGACACGUUCUCUUAGGCCUAAAAGGUUGCUUUUUGAUAACUUCCCAGUGGUUGUGUGAAUUGGGAAUGAUCACUCCCACUCAAAUAGUAGUGUUGUUGCAUUUGGAUUAGGAAAAACCUCGUUGGUCACGACUCUCGAGGAGUUCAGGGUUUCCACAAAUUUCGUAUCUUUUUGGGGGUGCUCAUUUGAGAAGAGCUCACUGGGUUUCAGCCUGAAAUUAUUGGAGUUACAUGGGUUUCCCUUGAUCUCAGCCGAGAAUCAGUGUCACUAUUGUCGAUGGAACUCGAAUAGGUGGUUGCGCGUGCCAACUUGAAUGCUGCUGAUUAUGGAAAAAAAGAGAAAUGAAUAAAAAAAAAUAAGAUCGAAUCUUUUAAAGUCCCUUACUAUACCUUGCAAGUUAACAUCGUAGAGUAUGUUGGAAGCAAACAUCAGGGGGCUAAGUGCCUUAGUUUGAUAUCUUCAUUUGAGGCCUUUCUGAGCUUUGGUACUUCGGUUCUGCGGAUCGAUUGAUUCAUCAUCAUGCCUUUGUAUGAGUUAUACCGGCUGGCUAGGGAGAAGCUUGGAAAAGAGACUAACAGCACACGUGCACCUGAUCAAUGUUCCUCGCCUGAGAAUGAUUUCUUUGAGCUCAUUUGGGAGAAUGGUCAGAUUUCGAGCCAGGGUCAGUCCAGUAGAGUUAGGAGGAGUCCAUCUUGCAAGAGUUUGCCAUCUCACUGUUUACCAUCUCAUAGUCCCAAAAGUAGGGAUAGAGAUGUUGGAUAUGGUGCCAACACAAGGAUGGGAAAAUUUGGGGAUUUAGACUCUGGAUUGGAUGGAAUUCAAAUGUCAGUGCCGUCCCGCGAAGUGGAUUUCUGUCAAGAUGAAGAUGUGUUACCUUGGUUAGAUUAUACAACGAUGGAUGGUUCCUUGCAACAUGAAUAUGGUUCUGAUUUCCUCCCUGCCUCAAAUAGUUUUACUCAAUUGGAUAAAAAAAGUAAUGGUAAUAUGGUAUUCAGGGAUUCUCAUAAAACUUCUGAAGAACAAGGGAAUGUUUUCAAGGGUUCUUCAGAUGAACAUGUUGAGACAGCUAGACCUAAAUCUAGCACCAGUCAGUUAUACUCCCCAUCAUUGCAUCAGGGUCAAACAUCAUUUGUACCUUCUAGAUCCAGAGCAUUGGAUAUAACUGAAAAUAAUAAUGCGAGUAAUGCAAACCAGGAUGCGUCUUAUGGCGAAAUUACUCAUAUUCUAUCUUCGUCGAGUGAUUUUUCUAGCUUAAAGGUGCAGAAGCAAGAUCCACCUAUGCCUAGCAAUGGUUCCAGUUCCACCAUAAUGAAUUUCUCCCAUUUUGCAAGGCCUGCUGCUAUUGUAAGAGCUAAUCUUCAGAACAUUGGCUUGAAGUCUGGUUUGUCUUCAGCAAGAUCAGACUGUAUGGAAAUUAAGAAUAAAGGUGCUGUUCCAACUAGCAGCAAUCCUCCUGAAUCAAUUCUGGUUGAUUCAAGUGGUGAAUGUUCAAAGGAACUGACCAUGGACAUCCAGCAGGUUGUGGAGAAAUCCAAGGCCGAUUUGAACUCUUUGCAGCCAAAAUCUGUUGAACAGGAUGCUGUGCCUUCUAAGCAGUUGGAACCUGUUUGUAAAGAGAGUGCCACUAAGAUUGAUCAAACUCCCAAUCAAGUUCUUGGUGACAGUGGUGCUAAAGGACAGACGGCUGCUGAAAAAAGUAUGGAGCCAACAGUAGCCUCUUCCUCUGUUUGCUCUGGCAAUGGUGCAGAUGCAGACAGAGGUUCAGAUGAGCCAAAUCAAAAUUUGAAGCGAAAAAGAAAAGAUACGGAGGACUCUGAGUGUCAUAGUGAAGAUGUUGAAGAAGAAUCAAUGGGUGUUAAAAAGGCCGUCGGUGGGCGAGGAGGUACAGGUUCCAAGAGAAGCCGUGCAGCUGAAGUGCAUAAUCUAUCUGAAAGGAGGCGAAGAGACAGGAUCAAUGAGAAGAUGCGUGCAUUACAAGAACUCAUACCAAAUUGCAAUAAGGUGGAUAAAGCUUCAAUGCUGGACGAGGCAAUUGAGUAUCUUAAAACACUUCAGCUCCAAGUUCAAAUUAUGUCAAUGGGAGCUGGUUUAUAUAUGCCUCCAAUGAUGUUACCUGCAGGAAUGCAGCAUAUGCAUGCACCACAUAUGGCUCCAUUUUCACCUAUGGGUGUUGGCAUGCAUAUGGGUUUUGGUAUGGGUUAUGGAAUGGGCAUGCCUGACAUGAAUGGGGGAUCUUCAAGAUUCCCAAUGAUUCAGGUGCCACAAAUGCAAGGAACUCAUAUCCCUGUUGCACAUAUGUCUGGACCCACUUCUUUACAAGGGAUGGCUAGAUCAAAUCCUCCAGGGUUUGGGCUUCCUGGACAAGGACAUCCCAUGCCAAUGCUGCGAGCUCCUGUAUUUCCUUUUUCGGGAGGGCCUCACGUGAACAAAUCAGCUCUGGGACUACAUGCCUGUGGAUCAUCAGGAGUUGUUGAAACUGUGGAUUCAGCUUCUGCUUCUUGCUUAAAAGAUCAAAUGCCAAAUGUUGACCCACAUGUUAAGCAAAUCACUGGUGGAUGUGAUUCAACAAGUCAGAUGCCUACCCAAUGUGAAGCAGCUGCCGGAUUUGAGCAAUCUGCUUUGGCACAUAGUAGUGGUGGUCAUGCCUCCAACCCUAAUGACAAAGUAGCGGUUAAUCCUGGUCCUGGCAAAGAAGAUAACCUUGUGAUCGGUUAUGAUUGAUAAGACCGUGGCUAUGGAAGUUUUGAAAAGUGCGAGUACAAAAUCCCUUGCAAAUUACACCACAGGAUAUUCAGAGUCAUUGAGGUUAGCCUCAUCACAAUAACUACUGAAAUCCUAAUUUUCGGACUCGCUCAAUCGCAGGGAUUUUGGCAUCUUGAGACAAGCAACUCAUUUGUACAUCCACUUAGCAACCUGUUCGAUCAAUUUGCUAGAAAUUUUAUAUAUCCUUACAAAUAUGUAUUCAAAUGUUUGAUCAGAUCUUUCAUAGUGAUUCUUUGGAUUAAUGAAAUAAUAGUUUUUAUCUUC
Cajanus cajan (pigeon pea) is the source of this 3356-nucleotide messenger RNA. RefSeq names its product transcription factor PIF3. The record is from RefSeq and is a predicted model, not a curated record. Lineage: Eukaryota; Viridiplantae; Streptophyta; Magnoliopsida; Fabales; Fabaceae. Gene Ontology annotation, molecular function: DNA-binding transcription factor activity; protein dimerization activity. Gene Ontology annotation, biological process: regulation of DNA-templated transcription.